AUGCUUACCGUUUACAAGGACUUGGAUCUUGAGAUCUUGCCGGACGUCACCGUUGAUGUCGACGCCCGUGUUAUCACAGUCAAGGGCCCCCGUGGUGAGCUCCAGAAGAACUUGCGCCACUUGGCCAUGGACAUUCGUCUGAUCAAGGGUCCCAAGGGCGACAAGGUCAAGUUUAUUGUCUGGCACGGCGGCCGCAAGCACCUUGCCUGCCUGCGUACUGCCCUUGCAGCUGUUAACAACAUGAUGAAGGGCGUUACCAUUGGCUUCCAGUACAAGAUGCGUGCCGUCUACGCCCAUUUCCCCAUUAACAUGAUCACUGCUUCCGACAACAAGAGUGUCGAAAUUCGGAACUUUUUGGGCGAGAAGCGUGUUCGUAACGUUCAGAUGCUCGAGGGUGUGACUAUCUCCGAGGACAAGAACCAGAAGGACCAGGUCUUGGUCGAGGGUAACGACAUCAACAACGUCUCCCAAAGCGCCGCUCUUCUUCACGGUAUUACUCUUGUGCGGAACAAGGAUAUCCGCAAGUUCCUUGACGGUAUCUACUGCACUGCCAAGACCUCGGUCGUCCAGGUUGAGGCUUAA
Molecule: messenger RNA, 582 nt
Organism: Malassezia vespertilionis
Lineage: Eukaryota; Fungi; Basidiomycota; Malasseziomycetes; Malasseziales; Malasseziaceae
Exons: 3
Coding region: 1-582 (193 amino acids)
Biological process (GO): cytoplasmic translation
Cellular component (GO): ribosome; cytosolic large ribosomal subunit
Molecular function (GO): rRNA binding; structural constituent of ribosome
Source: RefSeq, a predicted model, not a curated record